Molecule: messenger RNA, 8230 nt
Organism: Brassica rapa (field mustard)
Lineage: Eukaryota; Viridiplantae; Streptophyta; Magnoliopsida; Brassicales; Brassicaceae
Biological process (GO): proteolysis
Molecular function (GO): cysteine-type peptidase activity
Source: RefSeq, a predicted model, not a curated record
UCCAGAAUUUUAUGAAGAACUUGAGCUAAACGAGGAGCUUCCCCAGUAGACGCUUGUUCCUUUCACACCAGAUCAUAUGGAUAGCAGCCUGCUAUACCUUUGGUGAGGUUGCACCAAAUCCAGGAUGAGAACUCACAGGAAAAGAACAAAUGAUUUCUAGUUUCAGCCAAAUUUUUGCAAAGCACACACUGAUCGAGCUGGUAUAGCCAUGUUCCAUCGCACCAUAUGGUCCAUCGUACUGAGCCUAUUAUACAUCGCCAGCCAUGUUAUAGAGGAAUAUUUAGGCGUAGCUUGAGAAAACCAAACAACUUGCUCCCAACCACACUUCUGCACCCUAAUGAGCUCCCAAGUCUCAUAGGUAGAGAACAUAGUGUGAUAGUUAGAUCCUCUCUUCCAUAGACUAACAUCGUCUCCCUCCACCAUCAACUCUCUCGUGGAAUCAAGAAUGUCUUCAACUUCAUUAUAUUUCUGAACUCUGUGCCUCCUCCUCCUAUGAUGAAUAAUCACAUCAUUCACCGUGGCAUGCGAACUAACUCCCAUAUCAAUAAAACCUCUCUCACCAAAUAUAUCAAACAAAACUCCCACCUCCGACCAACAAUCAAACCAAAAAGAAGUACUCUUCCCAUUCUUAAUCUCUUUCUUAUAGAAAUCUCAAGCUAUGCUUAUGAGUUUAGUAAGCUUCUUCCACAUCCAUGAACCUUUAUUUCCUCUCACCCCAACCUCCCAUAACAUUUUCCCCACCAGCAUAUACUCUCUAAUCCAACUACUCCACAACAACUGUCCAGAGAGCAAGCGCCAUAUCAAUUUUAAACUAUUCACCAGAUUAACUUCUUUCAACCUCCUCAAACCUAGACCGCCCUCAGCCUUCGGCUUACAAACAUCAGACCAAGCAAUUUUUUCUUUAGAAGUUUUUAACUUAAGGCCAGACCAGAGAAAUGCAGCACACAAACUUUCUAUUUCCUUCAUACACUGACUUGGAAGUCUGAAAGCUGAAGACCAGAAGUUCACAAUGCUCAUUAGAACUGAUCUAAUAAGUUGUAAGCGUCCUGCAUAGUAGAUCUGAAGAUGCAGUUUCCUGAGAUGAUCUGUAUCAGUUCGCGAAGUACUACAGGAGGUACUACAGGCGUGUGUCAUAAAGAUGGAACUUAAUGAAAGUUUGGGUUUUGUGAUGUGUGUGGGCUCGCUGAGCUUGGAAAAGGAAAGAAGAUAUGUGCUUGAAGACAUAUGGACGUUUCCAUAAAGCAAAACGGAGUUUGCUUGAAGAUGAAGUUUUCCAUAAAGGAAAUGCAUGGAAAGUUACCUUAUGUGUAUUUGGAAGACUUGAAGAGCAAGUUGAAGACUUGGAGAGCGCGUUAAAGACGUGGAGAGCAAGUUCUGGUCUACUAUAUAAGGAGGGACGUGCCUUAUGAGAAAGCCAGACCUCAGAGAAUAAAGAGAGAGAGGUUUCCUUGGUGUGUGUUACUGCUUAGUGUCGAAGGACAUUCUGAAGCAUUGUCUGAUGGAGUCCGAUGUGGACUUAGUUUGGUGGCGUUGGAGUUGGCGCUUUGUGUGGUGGAGUUAGCCAUCCUGUGUAGCUCGUGUGAGCUUUGUGUGUGCUUAGGUGAUCAAGCGUUUUGGUGUCACUGAUGUGCGUUAGGUGCUGACGUACUUGGUGAAGUACUUCCGUUGAGGUGGAAGAUUGAAGUCUAGACUCAGGGGGAGUUUAGCAGAGGCGGUUUCAUUGAAGAGAUCUGUGAAGAUUGCAGCUGUAGAAGACAGUGUGCUCCGAUGCGUCGGAUGGUGAUCUAUGCAUGCGUGCUUGAUUCCUAAUCUCUGUAGAUUGCUACUUAGAAAAGAGUGGUAAACACUAGUGUGUGUGUUGUAUCAUAUAGCAAUUGUAGGUUGCUCCUUGUUCUACGUCAAUGAAAUCUGGACGAGGUCCCGGGGAUGUAGGAAACGAACCCCGUUAACAAACUUUGUGUGUUUUACUUUCUGCACUUGUUUUUCCUCGCCUCAUCUGUACUAACAAUUGACGUGGUUUUCAAGUCGGUUAUGAUGAGUGCACAUGCAUAGUCAAAAAGGGGGAGAUUGAAGAUGCAGUUUCCUGAGAUGAUCUGUAUCAGUUCGCGAAGUACUACAGGAGGUACUACAGGCGUGUGUCAUAAAGAUGGAGCUUAAUGAAAGUUUGGGUUUUGUGAUGUGUGUGGGCUCGCUGAGCUUGGAAAAGGAAAGAAGAUAUGUGCUUGAAGACAUAUGGACGUUUCCAUAAAGCAAAACGGAGUUUGCUUGAAGAUGAAGUUUUCCAUAAAGGAAAUGGAAAAUUACCUUAUGUGUAUUUGGAAGACUUGAAGAGCAAGUUGAAAACUUGGAGAGUGAGUUAAAGACGUGGAGAGCAAGUUCUGGUCUACUAUAUAAGGAGGGACGUGCUUUAUGAGAAAGCCAGACCUCAGAGAAUAAAGAGAGAGAGGUUUCCUUGGUGUGUGUUACUGCUUGGUGUCGAAGGAUAUUCUGAAGCAUUGUCUGAUGGAGUCCGAUGUGGACUUAGUUUGGUGGCGUUGGAGUUGGCGCUUUGUGUGAUGGAGUUAGCCAUCCUGUGUAGCUCGUGUGAGCUUUGUGUGUGCUUAGGUGAUCAAGCGUUUUGGUAUCACUGGUGUGCGUUAGGUGCUGACGUACUUGGUGAAGUCCUUCUGUGGAGGUGGAAGAUUGAAGCUUAGACUCAGGGGGAGUUUAACAGAGGCGGUUUCAUUGAAGAGAUCUAUGAAGAUUGCAGCUGUAGAAGACGGUGUGCUCCGAUGCGUCGGAUGGUGAUCUAUGCAUGCGUGCUUGAUUCCUAAUCUUUGUAGAUUGCUACUUAGAAAAGAGUGGUAAAUACUAGUGUGUGUGUUGUAUCAUAUAGCAAUUGUAGGUUUCUCUUUAUUCUAAGUCAAUGAAAUCUGGACGAGGUCCCGGGGAUGUAGGAAACGAACCCCGUUAACAAACUUUGUGUUUUACUUUCCGCACUUGUUUUUCGUCGUCUCAUCUGCACUAACAGGAUCAGCCUAGUUGUCCAGCUUUCUAUACGUGUUCUUAUUUUUUCAAUCAACGGAAUGUAAUCAUUCUUGUGCAUCCCUUUCGUCAGGAGAGUCAGGCCAAGAUAAAUAUGCAUCUUGACAUAACGAUUCUUACGUCUUCACACUACUGAAGUACGGGAACAAUUUUUUUUAUCACAUGAACACAGUAGCUUAACAGAGAAGCAGAUUUUUGGUUAUAUGCAACAUUUCUAACACUAAAGAAACAGGUAUCAGACCAAAAAAAUAUUUUAAUUUUUGUGACUUCUCAUCACUACAAUAGAUUAGGGUAAUUCACAAUGGACCAUAAUCUGUUAAAAAUUACUCAGGAAUUCCCCAACUAGAAUCGGCAAAAUGCAGUCCAUCGAAUCUCGUUGGAUCAAAAAUUCUCGAGAGAAACGAGUUCAUCGGAAAUCAAUUAGGAAAUUUUCCACAUUGAUCUAUUAAUAUUACCUCCCCUCCUUCACAACAAAUCACCAAAAAAAUAUGUUUUCUCCUGAUAAUUUUCGUUGGUCAAUGGAUAUACCUCCUACAGAUCCAAAGACAAAUUAAUUUACACAAAACUAUGCAAAUGGUAUUAGAAAAUAUAAAAUCAACAGGUCAUAUAAUUAGUGUAUAACAUCAUAUUGCAUAACAAACAAUCAUCGAAAAUAUAAAAUAUAUGUAUCCUAAAUGGAGUGAAUUAUAAAUUUUACAUUAACAAUAAUAGAAAUUUGGUUGUAUAAAUGUUUUUGAAAGUGUGUGGAGGUCAUAAACCUUGUUAAAUCAUUUGUAUACUGUCAUCAUAUAUUGUCGAUAUAUUAUUUCUUUUGUAAUACGAAACCUCAAAUCCUUCGGAAUUUUUGGGGUUAAUCAAAAAUAUGCCAGUCCGUCGGGAAUUUCACUUUGAUUUCUGAAGGAUUGGAAUAUAUUUCACUUCGGUUACUAUAAAUUAUUGGAAACAUAAAAUUUGAAUAUCUUUUUUAAAAUAGUGACGGAUUAUAGAAGGCAUAUUCCAUUAGGAAUUCCUUGGGAUUUUAUUUUGUAAUUGGGGGUUCUUUUCAGGUGUUUUUUUUGUUACAGAUAGAAUAUACCAUCCAUCGAAAAAAGAAAAAUAAAAACGGGAAAAUGAACACUAAAAUUUUGGUAACUGCCUAAAGUAAAAAAAUAUGUGGAAGGUUUUAAUAUAUAUACAAGAUUUUUACCUGCGCUUACGCUUUGAAAGCAAAUAAUUGUUGGGAAAUCUGUUUUUUUAGAGCAAAAAAAAGGUAACUAUGUCCCUUUAGACUAAUCUGUACUACUUUAUGUCCUAUUAGACUAAUUUUUUCGAAAAUGGCAGUAAUGCCCUUAAAAUUGUAAUUUUUUGAAAAAGAUAAAUAAUGAGUUCGACAAGCGGGAUCGAUCGAUCCAGAUUUACAAGUUACAGUGGAUCGCUCGAUCCCGAUAAUUAUUCAGAACAAAAAAAAACGCGAAAUAUAUACUGAUCGACCUGGUCCAUUUCACUCGAUCGGCGAAGGUCGAUUCCUUACAGAUCGACCGAUCCACUAAGAAUAGAUCGAUCGAUCCCGUGCCCAGGAAAGAAUCCCAAAUCGAUUUUUUUGGUUUUGUAUGAUUAUAUCCGGGUUGAUUCCCACUUGAUUUGAACCGACCAAGCAUGAUUUCAACUUUUUAAGCUCGAUUUCUCUGGGACAAAACCCUUAAUUUCCCAUUCACGAACAAAGGGAGAGAAAAUCAAAUUCUCACCCAAAGUUCAUUAACCCUAACUCACUCAAUUCUCUGAUUUGGACGAUUAUUUGGCCUAACUCAUACAAUUUCGUGAGCUUUUUACGAAUCUAUCACUCUUUAGUUCGUUCUGCAAAGGUAUGAAACUCUAUCUCCACUUCUUUUUAGAGUUUGAAAUUAGAAAGGUAAAAGGUAGAUUUUUGAGUUAGUUAAGAUAUUUAGACUUCAAUCAUGUGUUAAGGUGAUGAUUAGAGAAGAUUUUGUACACAAUCAUGGUUUAAAUCAUAUUUUCGGGAUAGAUUUAGGGAUUUUAGGUUUUUGUUAUUAAUAGAUAUAUGUUGUAUUGUUUUCAAAUUUCAGGUAUGGAGUUGGAGUUGCCUAAUCGUUUAUACGGUGAGGGAUUGGAACCUCAGGUUAAGAAGAUUAAUAACAGCUGCCGACUAAAACUUCUCGAGUUGCUAAAAGAAAAAAUGGAACCAGAAUUCGAUGAAGUUAUGAAAGAUCCCAUUUUUUCACAGAUUAUGGUUAUCCAGAAGAAUGAUCUGAAGUUUUCGGCGAGGUUGGUACACUCUUUUUUGUGUAAGGAGUUGAUGACAAGCAAGAGACAUGAGAAGUGGUUCACUUUCGCUAGGAGACCUCUGCGUUUUGGAUUGCAAGAGUAUCAUGCUGUCACUGGUCUGAAAGUGAAGCGAGAGAAUAACAGUGGGCUAGUGACAUGGAAAGACGAUAAUGGUUUUUGGAGCAAGCAGAUAAAGACAAAUGGAAAAAUAAAUUUGCAGAUCAUAAAAAAGAAGCAUUUGGAAGAGAGCAAUACCUGGACUUGGGUUGAUAGGGUGAGACUGAUAUAUCUUUGCGUUAUUAUGGGUGUGGUGAUGGGAAAGGAUGAGAAGGUGAAUAUCCCGCAUCUGUACAUGAAGUUGGCGAUGGAUUUGGAGAAGCUUCGGAAUUAUCCAUGGGGUCUGUAUUCGUUUGAUUUCCUUCUGAAGCAAAUUGAUAAAACAAGGCAUAAAUUAGAGCAGAAAGAGGGGUAUCUGAUGGAAGGAUUCUUGUUUGGUUUCCAAAUUUGGAUAAUGGAAGCUGUUCCUGCUUUAGGAGAGAUUUGUGGCACAAAAGUCAGUAAAGAUUUUACAGGUCCACUGUGUGGUAAUUGGAGAGGAUGUGCAAAAUGUUCUUAUGAAGAUAUCAUUGGCGUUGAGAACUUAUUCCCAGAAAACGGAAUUUUGCAUUCAUUCAUGGAAUCCCACAUAGAUGGAGUGGUCCUUUUGGCAACUGAUUUUGUACAGAAGGAUGAGAAGAAAGAUGAAAGAGUAGAUCGUAUUUUAGAUAUGAUCAAUAGUAAACAUGAUUGGAACAAUCAUGUUUGGGGAGUAAAAGAAGGUACGAACUCUGAAUUUGAGGAAUCUGGCGAAGAGAAAGGAGAGGAUCAAACAGCUGAUACUGAGAGAGGUGAAAAUAGUCAUGUUGCAGGGAAUGUUGAUGGCACAGCUGAUGUUUCGGGAAGAAACAAGAGAAAGCAUGCAGACCGAGGAGCAGAGUCAAGGAAAAAGAAUGUUUUGUGCCACCUAGCUGCUUCAUCAAAAGGAAAUAUUGACACAGAUAUGAAAAAUUUCUUGGAGGAUCUGGUACAAGCUUCUUUUACUGCUUUUGGGGAGAAAUUCUGUCAGCAGUUCUCGGACAGGUUGGGUAAGAUUGAGACUGAGGUUACACAACUCAGGACAGCUUCAGAGAGAACUGAGCAAUUUGAGACCGUUGUAACCGACAGAUUGGGGAAAAUUGAGGCUGAGGUUACACAGCUCAGGACAAGUUUAGUGGUGACUGAAUUGGUGGGAAAGAGUGAUCAAGCAAGCGGUCCUAGCUUGACCAAAAUCAACAGUGGUCCUAGCACCAGCAAAAAAGGAACUGCUCCAACAAAGAAAAAGGCUGUAAAAAACCAAGAGUUAAAGACUGCUGAUUCGUGUGUCAAUUUACCUCGUGCAAAAGUUACUCAAUCAUCAGCUAGUGAUCUUCGUAUGGGUACACAAGAGUUUUUGGAAAGUUGCAUGAAGAACCUUCCAUUAGACACAUUUGUGAAAGGUUUGAAUCCUUCUCAAGCUAAAGUCGAAGAUUCAUUGGAUUGGUUGGAACUUCCUAAAUCAUUGAAGAAGCCAACAGAUUCAUUGGAACUUCAAAAAUCAUUGAAGAAGCCAGCGGUCCGAUUAGAUGACCGAGAUAUAGAGCUAGACGGCGAAAAUUUCCCUGAUCGCUGCUUGGUGUUUGUGCAUCCUACAGAUUUUAAGAAGAUGCAGGACUGGCAAGAUACACGAACAGCUAUACAGAUUGGUCCUUCUAUGUUAGACGGUGAUCUAGCCGGACGUAUUAUGUCUGCCAGCAGUUGGCUUAAAAACUACGAAAUUGAUGCUAUAAUGUAUGUUUUCCGGGAAAGAACAACAUUGAAACGAUGGAACGUAGAUCGUGUUGCUUUCAUGACAUGCGUCUUCAGCGACCUCAUUGCUAAGGAUUACCAGAAUUUCUGUAAGGGAAUUAAAAAAUACACUAUGGAUCCAUUACUACUGCAAUACGGUAAAGGUGAACUGCCUUCCCAUGGAAGAACACAAAUGUUGUGGAAUGUCGAUGUGGAUCGGAUGUACGUUCCUGUCUGGGUCAAUUGCAACCAUUGGAUUGCUUUAUGCAUCAGUUUUGUGACUAGGAAUAUCCAGGUGUUUGACUGCGGGGGUAAAAAAAAAAUCAAGGAAGUGGAAGCUUUCGCGCAGCUUAUUCCUCGGAUUGUCAAGGCCGUGCAGUCAUUGACAAUACAGAAGCAUCUCCACAUCACUCCGUACAAUGUUUCCUAUGUACCUAUGAGUGGUCUUAACCGACUUCAAUGUCAUUGUGGUGUGUACACUAUAAAACACAUCGAAUGCCACGUGCUUGGGUUGGACAUAUUUAUGGUGAAUGAUGAGAACAUCUGGGGAGCUCGGAUAAAGAUUAUGUGGGAUCUAUGGGAAGCAGCUAAUGAUCUAGAACUGAUUGAGAGAAUGUCAAAGUAUGAACCUAUUAAGUGUAGUAAGCCUGCCGAGUAUGUUGAGAUUGAUGAUUUAUGAUUUAUUGUUGGUUAUGCUUUUUUAAACUUAUUUUGUAAUGAUUUUAGGAGUUUGUGUUUUAAUGGUUUUUUUCUAUAUACAGUACUUGAUCUUACAAAAUAAAAGACAACAUUAACAAUUGCGAAUCCGGUAAAUCUAAGUAUAUCGAUCGAUCUGUUCCAUUACGCUCGUUUGGCAAAGCUUGAUCAGAGGCAGCUGAUAUGACUAGAGACGACGCAGAAAAUGAACCAUCUGAUGAAGCAACCGAUGAAGAGCGAGGUUCACGCCUCCAUAGGAGCAGACGAGCACCAGGACAGAGUAGGAGCUGCAGUCCUGACGACCACCAAUGAUCAGUAUCAGUUAUAUCUUUCCAUUGUAUUCCACCGGUUUUUUAAGUUUUCUGCGCAUUUCGAAUUCGGAUCUCGAUUGUUUGCAUGUUUUAUU